GGCUUUCACCCUCAUCAACCUGCCUUCAAGCAUCGUUGGGGCGCCAAGCUUCUCGGUGCCACCAUGUGGUUCUGGAUCUUCUAUAGGGCAAAGCAGGACGGGCCCGUAUUGCUGGGUCUGAGACAUCCUUGGGACCACGGAGACCAUGGACAUCAUGACGACGGACAC
Molecule: messenger RNA, 168 nt
Organism: Jaminaea rosea
Lineage: Eukaryota; Fungi; Basidiomycota; Exobasidiomycetes; Microstromatales
Exons: 2
Cellular component (GO): mitochondrial inner membrane
Source: RefSeq, a predicted model, not a curated record